Anneissia japonica is the source of this 2334-nucleotide messenger RNA. Its product is annotated as hemicentin-1-like. The coding region runs from base 160 to 2334 and encodes 724 amino acids. The record is from RefSeq and is a predicted model, not a curated record. Lineage: Eukaryota; Metazoa; Echinodermata; Crinoidea; Comatulida; Comatulidae. The transcript is spliced from 11 exons.
AAGAAAUGUCGGGCUAUAUCAUUCCGCGUAUAUCUGUAAGGGACUGGCCGCUCCACUUGGAAGGCAGCGAAAGCCACAAAAACUUUACAGGCAUUUAUCAGAAUUAAAGUUAGAUUUUACAGAUUUGUGAUAAACAAGGCCCAAGAUCGGUUUGAAGAAAUGAGGGUGUUAUUAUUGGCAGUAAAUAACUGGUUGCUAGUGUAUUUCAUGAUGCUGCAGCACAGUAUGUCUAAUUUUAAUGAGGCAUAUGGUCAGUUGAUUUCAUCAUCUGACCAGGUGGCCAGCGAAGGAGACACUGAAGUAGUAAUGCCAUGUGACUAUUUAAAAGAUAGAUCUGAAUUACAAAUCAUUAAAUGGGAUGAAGUUAAUGAAGACGGAGGCAUUAUUGUUUCCGGUAUUGUAAAUGAUGUCAAGACAGUCAAUGGACGUUACACCCUCAGAACCAGAAAAAAUGGGAAAGCUGAUCUGGUUAUCGCAAAACCUGUAAGAAACGAUAAUCAAAGAAGAUUUAAAUGUGAAAUUCAACUAUUCGACCAAGACAAGUACAUCUUCUCAGACCAUCCUUCCGUCCUUACUGUUUAUUGUAGGUAUAACAGAUGGUUGCUAGUGUAUUUCAUGAUGCUGCAGCACAGUAUGUCUAAUUUUAAUGAGGCAUAUGGUCAGUUGAUUUCAUCAUCUGACCAGGUGGCCAGCGAAGGAGACACUGAAGUAGUAAUGCCAUGUGACUAUUUAAAAGAUAGAUCUGAAUUACAAAUCAUUAAAUGGGAUGAAGUUAAUGAAGACGGAGGCAUUAUUGUUUCCGGUAUUGUAAAUGAUGUCAAGACAGUCAAUGGACGUUACACCCUCAGAACCAGAAAAAAUGGGAAAGCUGAUCUGGUUAUCGCAAAACCUGUAAGAAACGAUAAUCAAAGAAGAUUUAAAUGUGAAAUUCAACUAUUCGACCAAGACAAGUACAUCUUCUCAGACCAUCCUUCCGUCCUUACUGUUUAUUACUUAGACGCACCUGUCCUCAAUUCCUCAACAAGUAUUGCAUAUGAAGGUCAGGCAGUGACCUUAACCUGCAGUAAACCCGACGGUAACCCACCCUCCAAUACCACAUGGUAUAAAAAUGGACAGGAGCUCAAUACUACAGACGCUAUUAGAUUUACUGAAAGUGAAGAUGAACUUGAAAUGCUCAUUGAAAAUGCAACGGGAGAUGAUAGUGGCAAUUAUACAUGUAAAUCUGAAAGUGAUCAAUUCAAAAGCGAAAAAAGCAAAAGCAGCUAUCAAAUUGGCUUGAAAGUAAUGUACCUAGAAGAGCCUGUUCUCCGCACAUCACAAAGCAGUGUUUAUGAAGGUGAAGCAGUGAAUUUGACCUGUAGUAAACCUGAUGGUGACCCUGUCCCUAAUUCUAACUUUUGGUAUAAAAAUGGAAAAGCUCUCGACACAGAAGACGCCAGCAGAUUUGCUAUUAGUGAAGAUGCACUUGAAAUACACAUUAAAACUAUAACUCGAUUUGAUAGUGGCUCCUAUACAUGUAAAGCUGAAAGUGAUGCAUUUAGAGGCAAUGAUGGCAAAACCAGUAAUCAAAUUGACUUAAAAGUGAUAUACCUAGAUGAUCCUGAACUUACAGCUUCAGCAAACAGUGUCUCUGAAGGCAAAAUGGUAACCUUGAACUGUAAUAAGCCAGAUGGUUAUCCUGACCCUACUAUCACAUGGUAUAAAGAUGGACAAGCAUGGAUAACCACCGACACUACUAGAUUUAUUACAAGUGAAGAUGCACUUGAAAUAUACAUUACAGAUUCAACUCCAGAUGAUAGUGGCAACUAUAUGUGUAAAGCUGAAAGUGAUGAAUUUAGAGACAAUGAUGGCAAAACCAGUAAUCCCUUCAACUUGGAGGUAACGGAAGACGCGCUCUGUAUAAAAAGGCUUGUGCAAGAAAGAAUACACAUCGAUAUGAACAGUUCGACAGAAAUAUUUAACAAAGGAGUAAGACAGGGAGAUCCAAUCUCACCAAAACUGUUUACUGCAGUAAUGGAGAACAUCUUUAGAAAUCUGGAUUGGAAUGAUAAGAGAAUAUUGGUGAAUGGUGAAUACCUAAACAAUCUCAGCUUUGCCGAUGACAUCCUAUUAUUUUGUCACCAUCCAGAGGAGGUUCAGAUAAUGCUAGAGGAAUUGAACGAAGAAAGCAAUAAAGUUGGACUAAACAUCAACAUCAGUAAAACAAAGGUUAUGUUCAGUAAAGAUAUAUUAGCAGUCUUGACAUAUUCAGCAGAAACAUUGAAUGGAGCAGAGUUUGAAAGUGACAGAAAGAGCAAUGGAACGUACAAUGAUGUGAAUCACAAGAAGGGAUAG